AUGACUACGUUGAUUUUACUUCCCUGUCAUUCCGUGUUUGUUGCCGCAGCAACUAGUGACCCUUGCCAAAUUCAAUUGGAACCCCAGAGUGACGGACCUGGAUGUAACCAGUGCGACUGGAUCCUAGCUCCAUUUCAGUACGAAGCCAAUGACCACCUCUCUUUCGUGGAACAUAUCCAUAAAGCAUUUGAGCUCUUGAAUGCAGAUUCGGACGCACGGCUGGUUAUAUCUGGAGGAUUCACCAAAGAUGGAGUGAGCAUAUCCGAAAGUGAUAGUUAUUUACAAGUUGGGCGACUGAGAGGCCUAAUUACCGAACAAAACAAAGACAGAAUAUAUCUAGAUGAGUAUGCCCGUGACUCCUAUGAAAAUUUACUUCUCUCUAUUGCUCUUUUCCGUAAACACACCGGAAAAUUUCCACAAAGAACCCAAAUCGUUGGUUUUGAAUUUAAAAGAUACAGAUUUUUGGAGUUGCAUGCUAAAGUUCUGAAACUAGAACAUGUCGAAUACUUUGGAAUAGGACCCAAUUAUCCCGAUGCUGCAACUCUUCAAAUUCCGGAGCAUGAAUGGCAAACCAGACGUAAGUGCUACUUUGAUGAUCUUCAUUUUAGCGAAAAGAAAUUUGCAACCGAUUUGUUCGAACAAGACUGGUUUGGCUGCAUUGGAUCUAAACUAUACCAAAAAAAAGUUUCUAGGGAUCCAUUGAAACGCGGCAACGGUAAAAAGUUUUAUUCACAAGAUACAGAGCCUAUCCUUAAUGCAUUUCUAAGUUUUGAGCAACUUACUUUCCCUGAAGCAAAAGCCUUAUACGAUAGUUUAGGGCCUUUUCCGUGGUAG
This is a messenger RNA of Ogataea parapolymorpha DL-1, 834 nucleotides long. RefSeq lists its product as uncharacterized. The coding region runs from base 1 to 834 and encodes 277 amino acids. The record is from RefSeq and is a predicted model, not a curated record. NCBI's taxonomy places the organism in Eukaryota, Fungi, Ascomycota, Pichiomycetes, Pichiales, Pichiaceae. The transcript has a single exon. Gene Ontology annotation, cellular component: cytoplasm.